Messenger RNA from Exophiala spinifera, 1185 nucleotides. RefSeq lists its product as uncharacterized. NCBI's taxonomy places the organism in Eukaryota, Fungi, Ascomycota, Eurotiomycetes, Chaetothyriales, Herpotrichiellaceae. Gene Ontology annotation, biological process: NAD-cap decapping; nuclear-transcribed mRNA catabolic process. Bases 1 to 1185 code for a protein of 394 amino acids. Gene Ontology annotation, molecular function: mRNA 5'-diphosphatase activity. Gene Ontology annotation, cellular component: nucleus; cytosol. The record is from RefSeq and is a predicted model, not a curated record. The transcript has 4 exons.
AUGGCCCAACACCACUCUUUCGACUACGAGCCUGUCGGCCGCUUCGCAGGUGCAAGCGCGGCAAUACGGCGACCAAGAGAAAUUGCCUAUUUCUCCUACGAUGAGGACCAUAAAUUCAGACUCGACGCAUCUAGCCUCCGCUACUACUACCCUCCGACCUUGCCAUGCGAUCUCAGCAAAGGUUUCGAUUCAUUUAGACAGCUAGACGAUACGGCGGAUGACCAUCUUGACGGACUGCUAGAGGCCAUUAUUGCUUAUGAGAAAGAGAAGUCAGCAAAGACAGAGAUCGACAUUGUAACAUGGCGUGGCAUGAUGACCAAGAUCCUGGUUGUGCCCUACUCCAAGCUAGACGAUUGGGAAAUGAAUGCUACGCUUUUCCAGGGCACGAUCUUCAUUGAAGAGAACCAUACAAAGAAGCUUUCUUCGCGACAGGAACAGUUCACCCCGGCUGCCCGGCCAAACAACACGUCCCAAGAUAUUAUGAGUUUCUGGGGUUACAAGUUUGAAACUAUAUCUCUUCUCCCGGAGCCCUGGUCUGUUGUCUCGCGAGAGGAGAUCGAAUCACGCGAAGAUCAGGUAGUGAGUAACUACGCUCAGUAUUGCUCCGUUGUCCGCACCGGCCUUGGCAAGGUGAAGAUCAUCAUUGGAGGAGAAGUUGAUGCCGUGCUGGACUAUAAGCCAGAGGACAAGUCUCAGCCCAUCAAUUGGGUCGAAUUAAAGACCACUGCCGCUGUUGUCAAUGAACGAGAACAGGUCAAGUUCGAGCGAAAGCUCUUGAAGUUCUGGGCUCAAUCAUUCUUGCUGGGUGUUCCCAAGAUUGUUGUCGGGUAUCGAUCGCCGCAAGGUGUCUUGGAGCGUCUCGAGGAGCUUGAGACACAAACUAUCCCGGAUAAAGUGCGUCAGAAGGGGAAGUAUCUAUGGGAUGGCCAGAUCUGCAUCAACUUUGCUGCCAGCUUUUUGGAAUGGCUGAAGGGUGUCAUCACCGAAGAUGGUGUGUGGCGCAUUCGCAAGCGUGAGAAGGUUCCAGUAAUAGAAGUCUUCAAGGUCGAGGAGACUGGCCAUGGAGACAUUCUGUCGUCCGCCUUUGUCGAGUGGCGAACAAGCGGCCUUGCGGCUCAUCAGAGCAACUCUUCGCACGGUGCAAAUACCACUAAUAGGCCCAUCGAAAACCCCGAGCCCCGAUGA